AUGAGCCUCGCACUUAGGCUCGUUCUUGCGUUGCUGGCCGUGGCAGCCGCGCAAGCCGCCUCACUAUCAAUAAAUGCCCCUCGUUUCACCAUCACAGGGCCCGACGCCUCCCAACUGCGCUCAGAGUCGCUCUCCCUCACCGAAAAGCCGGACGCGCUGAGCCUGGGGACCUCGGACGUGCUGAAGCUCACGUUCCAGGUUGCGGAGUCGGAGGGCGGCAAGGGCGUGCAGCCGCACCAGACGUUCCUGCGUUUCUACGAUGAAGUGUCGGGCGAGGAGGGCGUGCAGCCGGUGCGCGUCACGCCCGGCGGGAAGGCCAAGUUCGAACUGAACAUGGCGCGUCCACCUGCCUCGCUCCCACCCACGACGACCAACCCGCUGAAGGUCUCCCUCAUCCUCGGUUCCUACAUACAUUCGCCCGCGCAGUACGACCUCUUCGACCUCCUCGUGCCCGCCUCGCAGCCGCCCCCGACCCACGCCGACGCGGCCGCCUUCGCACCGCGCCCCGAGAUCACGCACACGUUCCGCCCCGAGCAGCGUAUCCCCGCCAAAGCCGUCUCCGCCUUCUUCGCCGCGUUCGUCUUCUGGCCGUGGCUCGUCCUCGUCGGCUUCUGGUUCGAGAUCGGGCCUCGCGUCCCGCACCUCUUCUCGCCGCACAUCCUGCCGUUCACCGCGUCCCUCGCGGCGUUCGAGGUGCUCCUGUUCUGGUACUGGGUGGAUCUCCACCUCGGGCAGGUGCUGCUCUACGGAGGGAUCCUCGCCGUGCCGACGGCCCUCGCGGGCAGGCAGGCGCUCGCGAAGACGAGCGAGUGGAGGCUCGGCAGAAAAUAA
This is a messenger RNA of Fomitopsis serialis, 831 nucleotides long. RefSeq names its product Oligosaccharyltransferase subunit Ribophorin II-domain-containing protein. Lineage: Eukaryota; Fungi; Basidiomycota; Agaricomycetes; Polyporales; Fomitopsidaceae. The record is from RefSeq and is a predicted model, not a curated record. Gene Ontology annotation, biological process: protein N-linked glycosylation. Gene Ontology annotation, cellular component: oligosaccharyltransferase complex; membrane. Bases 1 to 831 code for a protein of 276 amino acids. The transcript has 4 exons.